AUGGCCUGGGACGACGAAGAUUUCGAUAUUCCAACAAAUAGCAAAACUGCUGCAUCAUGGGAAGAUGAGGAAGAUGAUGAUCCACUUUUAGAAAGUUGGGACGUUGAUCCAGAGGAAGAGGCAAAGAAGAAGAAAGCCGAAAAGGAAGCUCAAGCAAAAGCAAAAGCUGAGCAAAAGGCUAAAGAAGAAGAAACCAAGAGAAAGAAAGAGCAAAAGAGAAAAGAAAUGGAAAAGUUUGAUAAUUUGGAUGAGAAAAGUAAGAAGGAGCUUUUAAGGAAGGCUGAAUUGUCUGCUGAUUUGAACAAUGCUGCUGAUCUUUUUGGAGGUCUUGGUGUUGCUGCUGAUGACGACAACGACGAUGAUGAUUUCGAUAUUAAUGAACAUCCUAGAGAAAAAGCGAGAAGGGCGGAAGCAGAAGCAGCUUCAAGAAAGCCAGUGUUGACUAAAGAUACCCCAUUGGAAGAUCAUCCUUUAUUCCAACCAACGAAUAAACAAGAGUACGAGAAAUUGAGAAAGGCCGUUGGUACCGCAUUGACCUCUUUGAACGAAGAUAGUUCCCUCUUGUAUGCAUCAAGCUUGGCAAUUGACUUGAUUAGAGAUUUAACCCAACCAUUAUCCGUUGAAAAUACAAGGAAAGUUAUCAGUACAUUGAAUGUGAUUAUAAAAGAUAAGGAGAGACAAGAAAGAUUAGCAAGAUUGAAGAAAACUGGAGGAACUGCUAGUGGUGGAGCAGGAAAGAAGAAAGCCAAACCUGCAGCUAGACCAAAUGUGGGAGGUUUCAAAAAGGAUGAUUUCGAUGACAUGGGCGGUGAUUUAGACGAUUUGGAUGAUGAUGACUUUAUGUAA
Messenger RNA from Lodderomyces parapsilosis, 846 nucleotides. RefSeq names its product translation initiation factor eIF3 subunit j (gene HCR1). Gene Ontology annotation, cellular component: eukaryotic translation initiation factor 3 complex; cytoplasm. The transcript has a single exon. Gene Ontology annotation, molecular function: translation initiation factor activity. NCBI's taxonomy places the organism in Eukaryota, Fungi, Ascomycota, Pichiomycetes, Serinales, Debaryomycetaceae. The record is from RefSeq and is a predicted model, not a curated record. Bases 1 to 846 code for a protein of 281 amino acids.